AUUCAACUAAUCAUUAAAUUUUUUUAUUGAAUGAAUUCAAAGAUUUUUAACUGCACUGUAUGCAUGGCUGCACUGCACUGUAUGCAUGGCUGCACAUAACAAAAUACUGAGAGAGCGUCGCCGAUAACACAGAGUUAGGAUAUAUCACUAUAGUUCCUCAAGAUUUGUCGCCCUUUUAUUUGCAUACACCAUUUAUACUGCAAAAAAAGGAACUUUUAGUUAUCAUAUUAUUUGUCUGAUUUAAUUGUUCGAGGAAUGGAUAGUUUACAAAAUAUUCCAAAUGAUAUAGAAACAGUGCAAGAAAAUAGCGAUAUAACACAUUCUGAUGAAGUUCAAGCCAUGACUGUUGAAAAAUGUGAUAUUGAAGAACCUACAUACGGUUUCACGGAAAAGUCAUGGAGAACGGAUUUUAUUUUGCUUGUUGAAGGAAAACGCUUGUAUGUAAAUAAGGCUAUCUUAUCUCUUGCGUCGCCUGUCUUUGAUACGAUGUUCCAAUCCGACUUCAAGGAAAGUCAGUGCGAAGAGUUAGAGUUGCCUUGGAAACGGUACCGUGACGUGAUAGAAUUUCUUCGGUGUGUAUAUCCGAAUAACGUACCAACAAAUAUCACUAUGGAAUGUGCUGUGACUAUUUUACCCCUUAUCGAAGAAUAUCAAGUUCUUCAGUUAAAACCAAGAUGUGAGCAAGCCAUUAUUGAGAAUAUAGGCGACGAAAUACAAAUUGAAAAAAUAUUCGAUUUGCUGCAUAUAGCAUGUCUUUACAACCUCGUUAACCUGCGUAAACGUUGCGUGAAAAUAACAUGCACAAAAUCUGAAAAAGAAAUUUAUAAGGCUUUGGAAAAUUGUCAACCUCCAGCGGAAGCGGCAAAAGAAAUCCUGGAAGAAUUGAAUAAGAAAUUGAUGGAAACUGUGAAUAAACAAAAACUGUUAAUUGAUGAUAUAUCAAGAGAAGCAUCUGAGAAUACUAAAACUCUUAAAGCUGAGAAUACCGAGCAGGAAAGACAACUGGUUAUCUUGAAACAAUAUCUGUCCGGGGAUGUGAAAACGAAUAAAACAAUCACACUUGGAAAUGAAAGCCAAUGGAGGGAAUGUACAGGUAUAUUUGACGUUGAUACAGAAAAAGAAAAUAUAAGGACGGAAAGCCAAGUUACUGUUUGGAAUGUUCCUCUUGUAGUUGUCGUUUCAGAAAAAUCAACAGCUAAAAACGAAUCCUAUCUUAGAAUUGAGAUAACCUGUACAUAUAAAAAGGUUGUGUGUUCAUUUAAAGGGCGUGUUGUCGUUGUAAAUAGACAACCUAAAGGAGAGAACCAUACAAUGUUCAUGAGUGGAUCAUUUCCAUCACUAUCAUAUACAUCUUCAAGCCGUCGAUUUAGUCAGGAAAUAAUAAAAAUGUAUAGGAUAAAGGAAAUUGCAAAUGGAUUUUUGAGUAACGGUCGUAUCGGGUUGAUAGUUCAGAUUUUCAUGACGGAACCAAACAGGGGUUGACAAACUAGUGAUUUCGUUAAACAUUUUUUAGUAUUUAAUAUAUGUUAAGAAGAAAAUUUUCUGUCUAGUACGUCACCUUUAAAGCUAUAUAUUUGCUAUCAGUUGAUUGUAAGGUUCUUGCUUAUAUUGUGAUUAAAAUGAUUACAUGAUA
This is a messenger RNA of Ruditapes philippinarum (Manila clam), 1633 nucleotides long. RefSeq lists its product as uncharacterized. The coding region runs from base 256 to 1482 and encodes 408 amino acids. The transcript has a single exon. The record is from RefSeq and is a predicted model, not a curated record. Gene Ontology annotation, molecular function: protein binding. Lineage: Eukaryota; Metazoa; Mollusca; Bivalvia; Venerida; Veneridae.